Messenger RNA from Rotaria socialis, 1383 nucleotides. The record is from the annotation of a GenBank genome assembly. Lineage: Eukaryota; Metazoa; Rotifera; Eurotatoria; Philodinida; Philodinidae.
AUGGCAACAAGAUCUCAUGGACUUUACAACAAUCAAUAUGCUUCUAAUUAUAUGCAUAAAAAAGGAAUUCAUGAAUUAUUUGAAGCCAUCAUGACAGCGUUGGUGGUACAUAAACCUGAUGAUCAUAUUGCUUUUAUUCGUGAAUGUUUAGACAAGGUGCAAAACAAUUCAAAUCAUCUUCGAUGGGACCAUUUUGUGACAUGUUCGAGUAAUUUAAAAAGUGUCCUACCAUCAAAACCAGCAAAUACUAAAAAUCGACAAAUAUUAUUACCCCCUGUUCGAAGCUCAAACUCAAUAACACGAACAAGUCAUUCAACAACUCGUCAAACAUCAGUCAAAACACCACCCUUACCGCCGAUUGAUAAUAGCAAAAAAUCUUCAGAGAAUCUACCUAUUAUUCUUAUUCUUAGUUCACAUAGCUCAACAAAACUAUGCUCAAGAUUAAUCGAACGCUACGACAGAAUAACUUAUUUAUUGAUUAAUGAUAUUGCAAACAUCGAUGAAAAUUACCCCAUCGAUCUUAAAAAUCAUGAGUACAGAUAUGAUAGUGUUAAAAAUGCGAUCGACAAACGUCGUUCACAUACGAAUGGUUUCUUUAUAGCUGGUAAUGUUGAUGAAAUAAAUUUUCACGAGAAAUGGCAGGAGAAACUUCGACGUAUUGAUUUAAUAAUUGUGUUAUCGCCUGAUCGACAAGCAAUUUCUCAUUCAAAUACAAAUAUUAUUCAAAUCGAUUCAAAUAUUGAUUUCGGCAUAAUACUUGCAGAUGCCAUUCGCGCUCUGGAUGAAAUAUUUCCUCAUCACAUACAAGAGAAUCAACAUUCCCAUUCAAUUGCACCAACAGCAAAUCAGUUUACUUUACCAAUCAUAUUUUGUAUUGAUAUCCAUCGGUUAUUGAUUAAAGAAAAUCAUAUUAGUAAUAAUAGUGACAAUAAAGCUGUUCAACGUUUAUCAAUUAAUGAUGAGUUCGAUAUUAAUGAUGAAGAAAGCGAAGUUGAAAGUAAUAAUUCGUUUAUUUACACAUUAUGUGAACGUUUAGCUGAACAAUUUUCAUUUAAACAUAUUCAUGUUGGAGAUUAUAACAAUGUUAUACUUAAUUUUGAUGAAUUAAAAUCAACAAUUAUUGAAUCAAUGAGUACAUGUACUGGCUAUAUUAUUGAACAUUUUCCAACUUCAUUUGAUGAGCUUCAAAGAUUUCAAACCGAAAUUGGUCCUUGUUCAGCAUUAAUUUAUAUUGGUGACUAUCCAACUGAAAUAAAAUAUGGUGACUCCAAUAUUAUUGUUGAAACAUUUAAAAAAGAAAAUAAAGCUAUUUAUAUCGAUUGUCGGAUGGAAGUCGAUGAGAUUUAUGAAGACCUCAAGAAAGAUGUACUCGAGCGUAUUUGA